CUCUUAUUUGAAAAGAGUUUCAAAUCUUUUUGGAUAACUUCGAACUGGCGUUUGUUUCUAUCAUCACACAAACUGAGGGUGUAUAUAUAUAUAUAUAUAGGAGAAGCAGAAAACAGAUUUUAUUCCCUUUUUGAGAGAGAUCGAUCGGAGUUUGGAAAGAAAGAGGAAGCUUCAAAAAUAGAGGAAAAGAGAAAGAGAGAAUGGAGACGGAGAAGGGAAGAAAUUCUACCUCGAUCUUGAUCACCGUAUUCCUGUUGUGUGUGUCUGCAGAUGGAGCUAGGCAAGUACCUUAUACAAUCAACACCAACAAUGGCAGGUUGCUAUCGUCCUCGGAUUCCGAUGUUGGUUUCUGCAAAUCAAUGGUGGAGACACAAGGUUACUCUUGUGAAGAGCACACCGUGACAACAACGGAUGGAUAUAUUCUUAGUUUGCAGAGGAUUCCGGCAAGGAGGACUGGCGUGACAGCAGACAAACCUCCUGUUCUUUUGCAGCAUGGGUUGUUGGUAGAUGCAGCAAACUGGCUGCUGAACACCCCAGAACAAUCCUUGGGAUUCAUUUUGGCUGAUAAUGGAUACGAUGUUUGGCUUGCAAACACCCGGGGGACUAAAUAUAGCAGUGGACACACGUCGCUUAGUCCGAGUGAUCCGGCUUACUGGGAUUGGUCGUGGGAUGAAUUAGCCGCUUAUGAUCUUCCUGCUUCAGUCCAAUAUGUUCAUGACCAAACAGGCCAGAAUCUGCACUAUGUUGGUCACUCCUUGGGAACUCUGAUGGCUCUGGCUGCUUUUUCCCAACAGCAGUCACUGAACAUGAUAAGAUCAGCUGCUUUGUUAUCUCCUAUAGCUUACCUGGAUCAGAUCACCACACUUCUUGGAAAAGCUGCUGCUUAUUCUAUGAUAGGCGAUGUCUUGUACUGGUCGGGCGUCCAUGAAUUCAUUCCAGGAGGGGAAACUGUAACCAAAUUUAUAAAUGGGAUUUGCCUGACAACGAACAUCGAUUGUUCCUCAAUAACGUCUGCUAUUGCUGGCCCGCCUUGCUGUAUUAGUCCCUCCACCAUGGAUGCGGUUUUUAAGUAUGGACCUCAGCCAACGGCAACCAAGAACAUGCUCCAUUUAGCACAGAUGGUUCGACAAGGGACCAUAGCAAUGCACGAUUAUAGAAGCGAAGAUGACAACAAAAAACACUACAGGCAGCCCAAGCCUCCCGUAUACAACAUGUCAAGCAUCCCGAAUGACCUUCCUCUUUUCCUUGCCCAUGGAGGGCAGGACUACCUAUCUGAUCCCGUAGAUGUGCAGACACUGAUGGGUGCUCUUAGCGAUCAUGAUGCCGAUAAGCUUGUAGUACUUUACCUGGAGGAGUAUGCACAUUUGGACUUCACUCUGGCUGGAAAUGCGAAUCAAGUUGUGUAUGAUCCUAUCAUGGGCUUCUUCAGUCUCAACUGAGAGCAUUUGUCACGAAAUACCGAAAAUAUUGUACACGAAUACUCCUUUCGAAUUUUCAAACAUAAUUGGUAUGUAGUGAGGUUGUUGGAUUGGGUACUUGCAACAAUUGUAUGUACUGGGCCAGCAUUUACUUAAAUAAAUAUGAAUAAAACA
Messenger RNA from Rhododendron vialii, 1592 nucleotides. Its product is annotated as triacylglycerol lipase 2-like. Gene Ontology annotation, biological process: lipid metabolic process. The transcript is spliced from 10 exons. The record is from RefSeq and is a predicted model, not a curated record. The coding region runs from base 201 to 1439 and encodes 412 amino acids. Gene Ontology annotation, molecular function: hydrolase activity, acting on ester bonds. NCBI's taxonomy places the organism in Eukaryota, Viridiplantae, Streptophyta, Magnoliopsida, Ericales, Ericaceae.